Fragaria vesca subsp. vesca is the source of this 5351-nucleotide messenger RNA. RefSeq names its product NF-X1-type zinc finger protein NFXL1-like. NCBI's taxonomy places the organism in Eukaryota, Viridiplantae, Streptophyta, Magnoliopsida, Rosales, Rosaceae. The transcript has 10 exons. Gene Ontology annotation, molecular function: RNA polymerase II transcription regulatory region sequence-specific DNA binding; DNA-binding transcription factor activity, RNA polymerase II-specific; potassium ion transmembrane transporter activity. Gene Ontology annotation, biological process: regulation of DNA-templated transcription; potassium ion transmembrane transport. Gene Ontology annotation, cellular component: membrane; nucleus. The record is from RefSeq and is a predicted model, not a curated record.
GGGAUGGGAAUGAAGGACUCUAGUUUGCCGCAGCUUGUGCAAGAGAUUCAGGAUAAACUGACUAAGGGUACUGUUGAGUGCAUGAUUUGUUAUGAUAUGGUGAGGAGGUCUGCACCUGUAUGGUCGUGCUCAAGCUGUUACUCGAUUUUCCAUCUGAAUUGCAUCAAGAAAUGGGCUCGAGCUCCUACCUCUAUUGAUAUGUCUGCAGGGAAGAAUCAGGGUUUUAAUUGGCGGUGUCCAGGAUGUCAGUCUGUACAGCUCACAUCGUCAAAGGAGAUUCGCUAUGUGUGUUUUUGCGGUAAGCGGACAGACCCACCUUCGGAUUUGUAUUUGACACCACAUUCAUGUGGAGAACAUUGUGGGAAGCCACUGGAGAAGGAGGUUGCAGGAAGAGGAAUAAGUAAGGAUGAUCUUUGCCCUCAUAUGUGUGUCUUGCAGUGCCACCCGGGUCCAUGCCCUCCUUGUAAAGCAUUUGCACCGCCGAGGUUAUGCCCUUGUGGAAAGAAAACAAUAACAACAAGAUGCUCAGAUCGGACUUCUGUUCUGACAUGUGGCAAUCAAUGUAGUAAGCUUCUUGAUUGUGGGCGUCACCGCUGUGAGCGGAAGUGCCAUGUGGGUCCUUGUGAUCCUUGUCAGGUGCCAUUCAAUGCUUCUUGCUUUUGCCUGAAAAAGGUGGAGGUUGUUCUAUGUGAAGAGAUGACAGUAAAGGGAGAGGUAAAAGCAGAGGAUGGUGUUUUUUCUUGCAGUUCUAGUUGUUGUAAGAAGCUUAGCUGUGGCAAUCAUGUUUGCAGCGAAAUUUGUCAUCCAGGCCCUUGUGGAGAGUGCAAUUUAAUGCCACAGAAUGUUAAGACAUGCCAUUGUGGGAAAACAAGCUUGCAGGAGGAACGCCAGAGUUGUUUGGAUCCGAUUCCAACUUGCUCACAAAUAUGUGAGAAGACUCUCCCUUGUGGGGUGCACCAGUGUCAACAGAUAUGCCAUACUGGUGAUUGCCCCCCUUGUUUGGUAAAAGUUACCCAAAAGUGCCGCUGUGAAUCAACUUCUCGGAAUGUGGAAUGCUGUAAUACAACGAUGGAGAAUCAGAAAUUUACCUGUGAUAAGCCUUGUGGACGGAAGAAGAAUUGUGGAAGGCACCGUUGUAGUGAAAGGUGCUGUCCUCUUUCUAAUUCAAAUAAUCGACUCUCAGGGGAUUGGGAUCCUCACUUGUGCUCUAUGCCCUGUGGGAAGAAAUUAAGGUGCGGGCAGCAUUCUUGUGAAUCUCUGUGUCACAGUGGCCACUGUCCUCCCUGCCUUGAUACAAUCUUCACUGACUUGACAUGUGCAUGUGGGAGAACUUCAAUCCCUCCUCCAUUGCCCUGUGGUACACCUCCUCCAUCAUGUCAGCUUCCUUGUUCGGUGCCUCAGCCUUGCGGACAUUCAUCUUCUCACAGCUGCCACUUUGGAGACUGCCCACCUUGUUCAGUGCCUGUGCCAAAGGAGUGCAUUGGUGGUCAUGUGGUUCUCAGGAACAUUCCUUGUGGGUCGAAGGACAUUAAAUGUAACAAGUCCUGUGGGAAGAUAAGGCAAUGUGGUAUGCAUGCUUGUGGUAGAACAUGUCACCCACCGCCUUGCGAGUCUUCCUCGUCAGCGGAAGUCGGCUCAAAAUCUUCUUGUGGACAGAUAUGUGGUGCUCCUAGGAGGGAUUGCAGGCACACAUGUACUGCACCUUGUCACCCUUAUGCUUCCUGUCCGGACGCCAGAUGUGAUUUCCUUGUGACAAUCACGUGUUCUUGUGGCCGGAUAACAGCAAAUGUUCCUUGCGAUUCUGGUGGCAGCAAUGCUAGUUUUAAUGCUGGCACUGUCUUUGAAGCUUCCAUUAUUCAAAAGUUGCCAGUACCACUGCAACCAGUAGAAGCCACCAACAAGAAGGUCCCACUUGGACAGAGGAAGCUCAUGUGUGAUGAUGAAUGUGCCAAGUUGGAGCGGAAACGUGUUCUUGCAGAUGCUUUUGAUAUAGUUCCUCCAAAUUUGGAUGCACUCCAUUUUGGUGAGACUAAUGUUACUUCUGAGUUGCUUUCGGACCUUUUUAGGCGUGAUCCAAAGUGGGUUUUAUCGGUGGAGGAGAGAUGCAAACAGUUGGUGCUUGGAAAGAGCAAAGGUGCUACAAGUGGCCUCCGGGUCCAUGUCUUUUGUCCAAUGCUGAAGGAAAAGAGAGAUGUGGUUAGGGUGAUUGCUGACAGGUGGAAGCUUGCUGUUCAAGCUGCUGGCUGGGAGCCCAAGCGUUUUAUUGUGGUUCAUGCUACUCCUAAAUCCAAAGUCCCAGCCAGGGUGCUUGGGGUUAAGGGUACCACCACAGUAAACACAUCCCAGCCUCCAGCUUUUGAUCAUUUAGUUGACAUGGAUCCCAGGCUUGUAGUUUCUUUCCCAGAUCUUCCCAGGGAUGCAGAUAUAAGUGCAUUGGUUUUGAGGUUUGGUGGUGAAUGUGAGCUUGUCUGGUUGAAUGACAAGAACGCAUUGGCUGUAUUUAAUGAUCCUGCUCGAGCCGCAACUGCAAUGAGGAGGUUGGAUAAUGGUACACUCUAUCAUGGGGCUAUUGCUGUUUUGUCUGUGGCUUCAUCUGGUUCUAAUGCGUGGGGUGGAGUGGGAAUAGCCAAGGAAGGAGCCUAUACAGCACUGAAGGGUAAUGCGUGGAAGAAGGCUGUUAUUCGGGAGUCCUCUUGGAGAGAAGAUUCAUGGGGUGAUGAAGAGUUGUCAGGUGGUUCUGCAGAUGUCCAGGCAUCUGUGUGGAAAAAGGAAGCUCCAAUUGCUGCCUCAUUAAACCGCUGGAGUGUACUUGAUAGUGAAGUGCCUUUGGGAUCAUCUUCUGUAUCGCCCACAGUAGAGGACUCUGGAAAGCAUACUUCUGCUGGUGUUCCAUCAAAUGCAAGCAGUUCGACUUCCAUGGGGCAGCUUGGAGGUUCUAUUGCAGAAACAUCUGAAGUGGUAGAUGACUGGGAGAAGGCUUAUGAAUAAGAUAAUGUUGGCUGCUCCCUGGGGAGUUUUUAUAAUCAGCUUGAGCUUAUCAUCGUGUAUAAUAUGCAGGAGACAUGGAAGUAUACACUUCUUUUGUCAUUUCAGAGCCUUGGAGUGUUAUAUGGUCAAAUGAGUACUGCGCCCUUAUAUGUCUUUGGGACAAUUCAUGCAAAAGAUAUCAAAUCGGAGGAUACAGUUUAUGAACUAUUCUCCUUCAUUUUCUGGACUAUGAGCAUCAUUUCUUUUCUGAAGUACGCCUGUAUAGUAUUACGAGCUGAUGAUAAUGGAGAAGGUGGUACUUUCGCUCUGUACUCACUCUUGUGUAGACAUGCCAAAGUGGGUUUGCUUCCAAAUGACAAAAGUUCCAAUGAGGUUAUGCAUUAUGAGAGGGAAAUACCUUUCUGGAUUAAGGUGGAAUCGAGGGCUAAAAGAGCCAUUGAAAAACAUAAGAGUAGUCACUAUGUCAUGUUGGUCCUGGCUCUGUUAGGUUCCUGCAUGACAAUCGGCAUUGGGGUGCUUACCCCAGCUCUUUCGGUCUAUUCAGCUUCAACAGGUGUUCAAAGAUCACUGUCAGAUAUGGCCAAAAAAUAUGUACCAGUUCCUUUGGCAUCUGCUAUAUUGGUGUGCCUCUUCACGCUCCAGCAUUACGGGACACGUAAAAUUGGGUUUAUGUUUGCUCCGAUUAUCAUUAUUUGGCUGAUAUGUAUUGGUGGAGUGGGUAUAUAUAAUAUUUUCUACUGGGACAGAAAAAUUAUCCAUGCAAUCUCUCCAGUAUACAUGUACAGAUUUGUUAGGAACAUUAACGUUGGCCGUUGGAGAGCAUUAGGCAGCAUAGUUCUAUGUGUAGCAGGGUCAGAGGCCAUGUACGCAGAUCUAGGUCACUUCAGAAAGAAAUCCAUCAAGAUUACAUUUGUAUGCCUCAUCUAUCCUGUUCUUGUUCUAUGCUAUGCCGGUCAGGCUGCAUUUAUCUCCAAAAACUUUCAUGAUGAUGAUUACAAUCAUCUCAGUGUGUCAGUUCCUUUAUCAGUUCGACACUGGUUCACUGCAUUAUCCCUACUUGCUUCAGCUGUCGGAAGUCAAGCCACCAUAACGGCCAGUUUCUCCAUCAUAAAUCAGUGCCUGGCACUUGGUUGUUUUCCCAGAGUAAAAGUUAUUCAUACAUCAGAUAAGAUACACGGGCAGGUUUAUAUUCCCGAUAUCAACUGGAUACUGAUGGUUCUAUGCCUUACUGUUACAAUUGGUUUCCAUAAUAUUGAGAAAAUUGGCAAUGCAACAGGUUUGGCCGUAAUUUCUGCAAUGGUUGUAACAACUUGUCUCAUGUCACUGGUGAUUGCCUUAUACUGGGAGAAGAGUUUGUUUGAAUCUAUCUGUUUUCUACUAUUCUUCGGCUUCAUUGAGGCGAUGUAUGUGUCAGCUUGUAUUUUGAAUUUCCACAAAGGAGCUUGGUAUUUAGUUUUCCUAUUGGCAUUGUCCUUGACUAUCAUGCUUUCAUGGCAUUACGGAACCAAGAAGAAGCUUGAAUUCGAUUUAACAAACAAGGUGUCUGCAGAAUGGCUUGUAGCUAUUAGCCCAGCACUAGGAGUUACCAGGGUACCUGGCAUUGGUUUCAUUUAUACUGAUAUAGUCUCAGGAAUUCCAGCUUUCUUCUCACACUUUAUUACGAAUCUUCCUGCAUUUCAUCAAGUUUUGAUCUUUGUGUCCUUCAAGUCUCUACCAGUUCCCUAUGUCCCUGCAACUCGGAGGUACCUUGUGGGAAGGAUCGGGCCAAAAGAUCUUAAAAUAUAUCGUUGUGUGGUGAGAUAUGGAUAUUGUGAUCACAUUAGAGACACUGAUGAUUUUGAGGAAGAGAUUAUUGGUUCGAUUGGAGAAUUCAUUUCCGUGGAAGAAAAUGACUUUGACAAUUCAUUUCAAGAUAGAAUGAUCAUAGUUGGCAAGCCACCAUCAAAUGGAAGUGCUUUGAUUCCUUUAAGUGAGAUUACCUCAUGUGAGGACUCAGUGAGCUUGGUGCACAGUGAAAGCCGGCUAGGUACAUUGGCUGAUGCAUGUGAGAGUGGUUUGGUUUCGAUGCAGAGAAAAAAAGUCCGCUUCAUGCUGCCUCCGAAUAGUCCUAAGAUGCGAGUAUCUGUUAGGGAGGAGCUUCAAGAACUGAUUGAUGCUAGGGAGAGUGGUGCUGCAUAUUUCUUGGGUCAGGUGCAUUUGGCAGUUCGUGACGGCUCAAACAUUUUCAAGCGGUUACUGAUCAUGACUUACGUUUUGAGUGAGAAAAACUGCAGAGAGCCUCCCGUUGCACUCAACAUUCCUCAUGCUGCUCUUGUUGAGGUUGGUAUGGUCUGUAGCAUAUAAUUGAACUGUUUCAUUACAAA